Messenger RNA from Owenia fusiformis, 559 nucleotides. Lineage: Eukaryota; Metazoa; Annelida; Polychaeta; Sabellida; Oweniidae. The record is from the annotation of a GenBank genome assembly.
UAUUGCACCAGACUCCUACACAUUCAUGACAUCAUUGCAAUGGCUACUGACUAAGCCAAUCAUAUAAAUCUAAUAGAACACUGUUGUACCACUCAAUAAUGUGACAUACAGGCAUAUUCUCUAACUCUAUCUACAUCAUACAAGUAAUUUCUAGCAGUCAAACUUUAUAAGCAACCAAAAGGAGUUAGUCAUUCCUUUCAAGCACAGUUGCUACUAAGUACAGUACGCAACAAGAGGAGAGAUUUGGAUACUAACACACAAAGUGUUGAGAAGGAUAAACGUGGUUGAGCAAUGAAGAUAGGACUAUGUUUCCUGGUGAUUGGAGUCCUUGUGCUAGCCAUAGAGGCAGUGCCCGCACCAAACAGACAGAAACGUGGAUUCAGGUCAGGCGCAGGUACACGAUUCAGUCACGGCUAUGGCAAACGUAAUGAUGGCUUCCCAUAUGAUUAUAAUACCAAAAAUAGCAAACAUAUUUUUACAACAGAUGAACUGGCUCAACUGUUAACUAAAAGUGAUGAAUUAGCAAAGGCCUUUGUGGAAACAUAUAUAGACACCAAUG